UUUUCCCAUCUUUUGACCUAAGUUAAGAGAGCUUCUGUGGUGUUAGUGUUUGUGUUGUGAUAUCUGGUGUAAUAUAUUUUAAUAUUUAUGAUUGUAUUUCAGUGUUUAACAUGCAUUUUACGUUUGCAUUAACGACUUAUAAAUUAGGAAGUACAAUGGUUAUUCAGUGGCUUACAAUGUCUAGGGAUAAGCAGUUCUGUAGACACAUUUAACAUGGCUGACAGUACUAGCCAAAACCCACAGAAAGUAGUGGAGAAAUACAAAUAUUCGAAUAUGAUUAAUCGUACAACAAGUGAAUCAAUAAGGUUAAGUGACUCCGAUAAAAUUCUGAACCAUCCUACAUCAUUGUCAGCUCCCAAGAAGAAGACUUCAUUUCAAAUUACAAGUGUGACAGUAGGUGGACACACGAGCAACGAUGGGGGUGACGACUCAGCAGAUGAUUUAGACGAGUCUCAUGCAGAGGAUAUUUCUGAUGUAAUUGAUACUUCAAGAGCAACAGAUAUAGAAAAUGAAACUCCUAGCUAUUCAGAGGACACCUUUUCUAAAGAUGAUGUAUUUUUCAAUUCAUCAACAUCCCUAGGUACUGCCCCAGUAAUCCCUACUAGUUCACAGUAUGGGUUAGCGAUUGUCUCAACACCAGAAGGUUGUAGUAAUAUUUUAAAUGCCAAUGUAAGUGGAGGGAAUAAUGCUGCAGGUAACGAUUUACAUGUAAAUGUUAGUGAUAAUGUUAUUAAUCUUGGCAUUGUUGGUAGCAAACACUUAGAAGGCGAUAUGAGAGACUUGCAUACUCAUACAGGGAGAAACGAAAGGUUUAAAGUUGUUAAAAUCGAAAGUACUGAACCUUUUAAGCGAGGAAGAUGGAUGUGUAUGGACUAUCUUGAUCACACUAUGCUUCAGCAACAACAACAGCAGCAGCAACAACAGCACCAGCUUCAAUCACAAGGUAGUGUGGUUAAUUCUAAUGCAGCUAAAGUUGAAUCAUCUGAUGUAUCUAAUACUAAUCAGUGUGCAGAUAGUGGAAUUUCAAUGUCUCAUCCUAAUACUGCAUCAACUCUUGAAGAACAUACUCACAUUGACCACAAUAUGAAUUCAAAUAGCUUACAUCAAGAUCAGACUAACCUCAGCACCCAUUCUGUGUCUGGCGUUACUGGACAUAAUUCAGUGUCCCCUGGACAAACAAUGCAAUACAGUGGCCAAGGCAUAAAUAUUCAGCCCAUCAUGAAUACGUCCCAACCUCAAGUGAUGCAGCAACAGGCCCAAAGUCUAAGCUCUGUCCAAAAUCAACAUCCACUAAUGGGAACCAAUCAACAUCAAAGCCUGCAACCUCAACAGAUGCAACAAGUUUUAUCGGCUACAAACAUGCACGGGCAACAGGCUUCAUUGCAAAAUCAGCAAAUGCAACAACCUAUGCAGCAAAUGCAACACCAAGGUAUCCAAAUGCAACCGAUGCAUCAGCAAAUGCAUCAACCUCCAAACAGUGGAAAUAUGGUUCCUCAACAGCAGUAUCAACAACCUCAAAUCCAGCAAAUGCACCAUCAACAACCACCCAUGCAAACGGUUCAGCAAACCACCCAAGGAAUGAUUCAGCAACAGACACCCAUGCCUCAGCACAUGCAGCAACAACCUGUUCAACAUCAGCAUAAUCUUUCGAUGCCUGUCCAGCAGCAGAUGAAUCAAAACCAGAUACCCAUGCAGGUGCCUCAGACCGUGUUACAAAACCAAGGUCAGCAAUUACCCCAGCAAACUUCCCAGAUGACGGUGCAUUCUCAGAUGCAACAAAAUCAAGCACAACAUAUGCAGAAUGUCGCUGUACAGCAGAUUCCCAUGGGAGGGGUUAUCGGGACCGGCCCUCAAGUUAUGCAACAACAGAACACACAGCAACAACAAUAUCAUAACAUUCAGACAUCACAACCUUUAAUGCAACAAGGUAUGCAAAGCCAGCCAAAUUUAAUACCUGUGCAACAAACACAGUAUUUUACCAACCCUCAGAUCCAAGGCAUAGGUGUCCAGCCUAUACCUAACACGGUACUACAACCACAAGGUCAACCGAACCCUAAUAUAGCUAUUCAGCAAAGUUAUCCUGUCGGAUCGAUCAACCAGACCCAACAACAACAAAUUCCUCAACAAUUUCCCUCGGUUAAUACGAUACCUCAGCAUAUUCCUCAGUCCCAAAUUCCAACAUCGGGUGUCCCAGUUAUGGUGACUUCACAACCGGUGCCAGGAAUUGCAAAUUUGUCAAUACCUGCCACUCAAAAUUCUGUCAUCAGUCCUCAAGCUACCUCCCAAGGACCUACUUUAGUUCAGCCCCAGUAUGUAACUCAAGGAAUUGCCGCAUCUGUGGCACCCACAGUGGCGAGUGGAGUACCUCAAACUUACGCUUCAAGUGCAGUUAAUGCCGUGCCUUCUGGAAUGGAAAAUGUUCAAGUUUACCCUGUGGAUAUUCCUGUGGAACAGUCAGUGAUCCCUACCAAUCAACAAGCCGAAUCUCUGGUUGAGAAUGUCGGAGUUGAAGAUGCACAACAGCUUGAAGAUGCAGAAAGCAUUCGGGGUCUUGCCCUAGCGCUAGUUGAGAGGUCGAGGCACGCAUCACUCGACUGUCCGCUUCCCAAAAUUCUCAGCUACGAUUCAAGUGCUUCGGGGGCGAGUGCUGUGGCUAUAGACAACAAAAUCGAACAAGCGAUGGAUCUUGUAAAGAGCCACCUCAUGUUCGCUGUCAGAGAAGAAGUCGAAGUGUUGAAAGAGAAGAUCGCCGAGCUGAUGGACAGGAUAAACCAGUUGGAGAUGGAGAACGCGAUCCUCAAGGCGAACGCUUCUCCGGAGACUUUGGCGCAACUAGCGUCACUUCCGCCAACAAGCAGCGCGCCUUAAACAGACUUAUAACUUUACGGUUUAGCUUGCAACAAGCUUUAUUUUGUACAUAUUACUGCUACCCUGUGCCAACCCGUAAGCUGCUUGUAGCACCGAUAAACCUAGCCUGGUAUAUAUUAUACCGUGCUCUUUCAUUUUAACCUACAAUAAAUUUGUUAUCAUUAACCUAGUCCAAUUUUAGCUGUGUGUCAUAAGAUCACUCGUGUUUAUGUUAAUAAAUUAUUAUGUUAGAUAUCCUGAAAGUAGUCGUAUUUUAACAAUGUGAAAUAUCUUUUAUUUAUUUUAAUGUAUGUCCUGGGUAUGAUUUUUUGGCUUUUAAAAUGUUUGAAAGAAAGGUGUUAAUAGAUCUUUGGGGUUGAUGGUUUUGGGGUUGUAAAGCUUUUUUAAACCAACCAGUGACAAUUAAUUGAAAUUAUCCACUUAUGUCAUUGAAAUUUAAAAUUCAAAAGUGCUUUAAGAUGUCGGUUGGUAUCGUGCUAUUAAUAUUUAUUGAAUGCGUCCAAUUCAUUGAGGUGCUGAAAUUAGAAUAAAAAUGAUGUUAAUUUAAAGUUAAUUUAAUUAUUAAUUUAUACAUAUAUUUUCUUUAAAACAACACUUUUUUAUGUAAAUUUAGAUCUAAAUAUAAAUUGUGUGUUAGAUAAAUAAAUAAAACAACACAUAAAUUGAUUGUAAAAACACAUUUUCAACCCUCAAAUGAUUUAUGCUUUGUCAACUAACUUUUUGAAAAUUCUAUUCAUGAAAAAUUGAGGGUGAAAAGUGUUUUAUGCCACCUCGAUCUAUAAUUAUUGAUAAUUAAACAAAUGAAAUCAUCCCCUGUCAUAAAACAAAAGGCCCAUAUCUUAUAGUGGUAAAUGACAAAACUCUAAACACAAUAAUUUUGAUCUUGGAGUUUUAUCAAUCAUACAUUAUUAUAUAAAUCUGUCACUUUCGAUCAGGGCAUUUUAUAUUUUCUUUGUAAAAGGGUAUCCAUUUUUUAUUGUAGAAAAUAUUACUGCUACAGUAUUUUCUAUUUCUCUGGUGAGGAAUAGGUCAAAUGAUUUUAAAAACAUAUAUGGCUGUGCUAAUGUUAGAAUUACAUUUUAUAUUGUAAUGGUAGUCAUAAAUGGUUAAGUUUAUGUUUAGUUGAGUUUUUCAUGUUAAAAUUUAGUUUUUCUUUUAAAAUUUUAUUGAAAUCAUUUUGGUAUACGAAUUCAGAAAAUAGUGUGCUAUACAAAUUCUUUGUUUGAAGGUUGUUUUGUGUUUUGUUAUCUUAGAGUUUAUAUAAUUUUAACUGGUUUUAAAAUUAUAGUGUAAAAUCUUAAAUGAUUUUCUGACUUCAUGAAAUGUGUUUACAUAUUUUUAUCCCAAAUGGCUUUUAAUUAUGCUUGAAAGAAAUUUACUUUGUUUCUGAAAAAAAUACACUAUACGAUUUUUUUGUUUAAAAAAAUUGUAUUGUUUGAUUUUAAAUGUUAUAGAUGAUAAUAGAAUUUGUCUCAAAGGAAAGGUUAGAUUUUGCAACCCGUUUAUGUUUUUCUCAGUGAACGAUUGAUAUUUCAUUUUAAGUUAUGUUUCUUUCAGAGUAUAUCCAAAUUGAGAAAUGUGAUUAUCUUUUGAAACCUCAUUGAAAAUUGUGUUUCAAUCUUCUAUACUACAUACGUAAUUAGUCUGAAAUAGCUUAAAAAAUUAGAAAAAAUAAUUUUAUGUUUGACUUAGAUGUAUUUUUCUAAAAAUUAAUAGAUAGUUGUUUUGUUGUCUUUACUAAGAUAAGGUGUAUUAAUACUAGUCAGCAAUAUAAUUUAUAAUUUUUAAUAUGUAUUUCAAUUUACCUUUUGAUAAAUAAAAAACAUAAUUGACCUAGAACUGUGUAAUAUAAUGUCUUUAUUUUAGUAUGAAAGAUUCAAAUUGACAUCACAGUUAAUAAUUAAUCUUCUUGAAAACAAACAGUUAUUAUACUAUAAAGAAUGUCAUUGUUAAUAUUCAUCACAUUUCGGUCAACAUCACUAUCCCAAUAAAAAAUUGUAGAUUGUCAAAUCAACAAGAUACUUUUUAAAUAUAAAAUUGUUAAUUUUUUAAGUUGUUGAAAAUAUUACAGUUACAGUUCAGAGCCGUAUUCUAAUUAAUCAAACUAAUCCAAAAGAAUUAACUAAGUAUUGUUAUGUUUAUGUUAUAAUAAUAUAUUAUGCUUAGCACAAAUAUCAAUGAAUUAUUAAUAGACACUUAUAUGUACACCUACACAAUUAACAUUGAGGUAAAACUGUAUAUACAAUGUACUUUUGUCAUACGAGCUAUAGGGCUCAGGAAGUGCUUCUUUUCAACCAAAUAGGAAUAAGGAUGUAAAUAACGCGUGUAUAUAGUGACAAUAAAGGUAUUUUUGACCGUGUGAAUCGUAUAAAGUUCGGACAUUGAGUUUGUAUAUUGCACUGGAAGAUCGGAUUGUAUAUAGUGAUAUCGUUUGUUAUCGCAGUCGGUCGAGAAAGUGACCUCAAGUGGGUUAUCCUGAUAUAUAUUUUGUAAAAUUAAAAAUGUUCCUGAGUUUAAUAAAAAAUUUAUGAAAUUGU
Messenger RNA from Macrosteles quadrilineatus (aster leafhopper), 5405 nucleotides. Its product is annotated as protein bunched, class 2/F/G isoform-like. Bases 214 to 2868 code for a protein of 884 amino acids. The transcript is spliced from 4 exons. NCBI's taxonomy places the organism in Eukaryota, Metazoa, Arthropoda, Insecta, Hemiptera, Cicadellidae. The record is from RefSeq and is a predicted model, not a curated record. Gene Ontology annotation, biological process: regulation of transcription by RNA polymerase II.